AUGGCCCCUAUCGCGUUACCUGCCUCCCAGAUAAAUGCCACAUCGUAUGACGAGCGAACAUACGGCGACAUAGCCAAUCAGGCAGAAGCUGUCCAUGGUGCCUUGGAGAGCCUGGGUGUCUGCGCCGGUGACACACUGUGCCUCAUGGUCGACAAUCGCCUCGAGCUGCUGCCCAUGCUCGUGGGAGCAGCUUGUGCGAAUGUGGGUGUCGUCUACGAGAUCCCGGGCUACGCUGUCGAGGUCCUCAUUGAAUGGAUGAAAAACAUUGAUUUCACUGCCAUCUGCUGUGAACUAAGCAAUGUUGACUCAGCACUUGAACUGAAGCACGUCAUUGUAUUAGGCGAAGGUAAGAACCUACCAAGUGGCACAGAAGCCGCCGUGAUUUUGUGGAGCCAGCUGAUCAAGAUGGGCACCAAGGCGCGUCGUCUUUCAGCGCUCGCCGUCGAGUACCAAGCGAACCGAAUCUGCUACGUAGCCCCGACAAGCGGCACCGUGGGGAAGCCCAGGAUGGUCGUGCACUGCCACGAUUCCCUUGUUGCCAGUGUGCAGUCUAUCAGCCACCAGCAGCAUAUGGGUCUGACGGUGGAAGACGUGCUUCUGUGCACCAGCCCACUUGGUCAUGUGUACGCUUUGUUCGCCUGCGUGUGCAAAGCCAUCGUCCACGGAGCCACGUGCGCCUUCCUGAAGAAGGCAGAGACAGAUGCACUUCUGGAAGCAAUUCAAAGGCUCAAGGUAUCCACGCUAAACACGGUGCCAUAUCUAGCCCGCUGCCUUCUAGAACACCCGCAGCGCAGCCACUACGAUCUCAGCCAUUUACGGUACUUGGCAACUGCAACAACCUACAUCAGCGAAGAUGUCGCAAGGACACUUUUCCGCGAGCUAAAUCUCAAGAGCUACGUUCAGAUCUAUGGAAAAACCGAGAUCGUCUUCAUAUCGGGAGGUCUCUACGAUUCACCGCCCAGGUUCACAUCAGUUGGGCGUCUAGGAGCGGGCCUGGAAGCCAUGGUGAUAGACACUGAAACGAAGAAACCACUCGGUCCAAUGCAGCAUGGUGAGCUCGUGAUUCGAGGACCCGGUCUUAUGCGAGGCUAUUUGGGAAUGGAAGACGAGCCAUGCACGGAUCCCGAAGGCUGGUACAGAACAGAGAACGCGCCGAAAGAACUUCAGCUCGAAGGCGGUGUCACGCUCGUUGACUCGAUACCGCGCAACACGCUUGGGAAGUUGGUGAGGCGCGAGCUGCUGAAUUGGGUGCUCCAGAUCCAUCACCAACGCAAACUUUAG
Molecule: messenger RNA, 1281 nt
Organism: Rhipicephalus sanguineus (brown dog tick)
Lineage: Eukaryota; Metazoa; Arthropoda; Arachnida; Ixodida; Ixodidae
Exons: 8
Coding region: 1-1281 (426 amino acids)
Molecular function (GO): CoA-ligase activity
Source: RefSeq, a predicted model, not a curated record